Rhipicephalus microplus (southern cattle tick) is the source of this 1058-nucleotide messenger RNA. Its product is annotated as thiol S-methyltransferase TMT1A. Lineage: Eukaryota; Metazoa; Arthropoda; Arachnida; Ixodida; Ixodidae. The record is from RefSeq and is a predicted model, not a curated record. Gene Ontology annotation, molecular function: S-adenosylmethionine-dependent methyltransferase activity.
GUGGAGUCACGAAGGCGGCGGGAUGAGGAAGAUAGGGACGAUCGAGAUGUUCAGUCUUGACCUUGGACUAGUGCCUUCGACGAACCGACCCGAGCGAAGGAAAACGCGUACCGAUAGUCACGCGUUUCGCCUCGGGCACGGCGCGAUCAUACGACCGCCUUCUCAUCCCGCAAUCACGAACGACUUCGCUGCGCGCGCCUCCUUUAUGGCAUGGAUCGACUCCGUCCUCGCGUCCCUGCUUCACAACGUGUUUCUCCCUCUAAUCGUGCUCAGCCUUUGCCUCAGGUACGCGCUCCAGCGAGACUACACCGCGCGGCGACUCAAGUUCCAAGCGUGGCUCUCCAACUACAUGUCGUACCGGGAAACGGGUGCCAUGCUGGAGGCUAAGGAGAUCCUCUUCGGCAAGCUAGAGUCGAUCGUCUCGCAGGACUGGUACCUGCGCAACCUGGGGCUCAUACGGAUACUCGAGAUCGGCGCGGGCUCCGGUUCGAAUCUCGCCUUCUACCCGCGCAACUGCCACCUCGUUGCGGUGGACAGCAACCCGUUCACGGCGUCUUAUCUGCGCCGAAAGUUGGCCCGCGUUCCCGUGCUCCUCGAGAUGUUUCUGGUGCAGAACGGGGGCUCGCUGAACAACGUCAAGAGUUGCUACGUGGACGCUGUUGUCACGACGCACGUGCUCUGCGGCGUCAAGGACUUGGACGCCGUGCUCAAGGAGAUCGCCCGCGUGCUGGCGCCGGGCGGCAAAUUCUUCUAUGUGGAGCACAUGCGACACAAUCCAGGCGACUGGCGUCGCUACGUGCAGAUGCUCGUCGACCCGCUCUGGCGGAGGAUCUUCAACGGCUGCAGCCUGACUCGGGAGUUGCACGACGGCAUCCAGAAGUCGGCGCAUUUUGCUUCGGUGUCACAGUGCAAGGUGUACUCUGCGCGGAGCAAGUUUGUCGGCAUUUUCCUCAACCCCGUUCUAGUGGGUAUCGCAACUAAGAGGGAGUUUGUGCGGAGGAGGCCAAUGAAGUUGAGCAAUGCAUUUCUGGCUGCACGGGCAAUGUAGAGAGUGGGUG